Molecule: messenger RNA, 1857 nt
Organism: Oryza brachyantha (malo sina)
Lineage: Eukaryota; Viridiplantae; Streptophyta; Magnoliopsida; Poales; Poaceae
Product: probable indole-3-pyruvate monooxygenase YUCCA5
Exons: 2
Coding region: 4-1263 (419 amino acids)
Molecular function (GO): flavin adenine dinucleotide binding; N,N-dimethylaniline monooxygenase activity; NADP binding
Source: RefSeq, a predicted model, not a curated record
ACCAUGGUGCUGUUCCCCUGUGAUCGCAUGGACAGCCUCUUCUCCCCGCACACGAAGCUGGUGAGCGGGCCGAUCAUCAUCGGCGCCGGGCCGUCGGGGCUGGCCGUGGCGGCGGGGCUGCGGGAGCAAGGUGUGCCGUUCACCAUGCUGGAGCGCGCCGACUGCAUCGCCUCGCUGUGGCAGAAGCGCACCUACGACCGCCUCAAGCUCCACCUCCCCAAGCAGUUCUGCGAGCUGCCGCGGAUGCCCUUCCCGGAGCACUACCCGGAGUACCCCACCCGCCGCCAGUUCAUCGACUACCUCGAGGACUACCGCGCCAAGUUCGACAUCAACCCCCUGUUCGGCCACACCGUCGUCUCCGCGCGCUACGACCAGACCUCCGGCCUCUGGCGGGUGCGCGCCGCCGCCGCCGGCGGCUCCGAGACCGAGUACAUUGGCAACUGGAUCGCCGUCGCCACCGGCGAGAACGCCGAGAGCGUCCUCCCGGACAUCCCCGGCCUCGACGCCUUCGGCGGCGAGGUCACCCACGUCGCCGACUACAAGUCCGGCGAGGCGUACCGCGGCAAGGAGGUGCUCGUCGUCGGCUGCGGGAACUCCGGCAUGGAGGUGUCGCUCGACCUGUGCGACCACGGCGCGCGCCCCUCGAUGGUGGUCCGCGACGCCGUCCACGUCCUCCCCCGCGAGGUGCUCGGCAAGUCGACCUUCGAGCUCGCCGUGCUGCUCAUGGCGUGGCUCCCGCUCUGGCUCGUCGACAAGAUCCUCGUCGUCCUCGCCUGGAUCUUCCUCGGCAACCUCGCCAAGCUCGGCAUCCGCCGCCCCACCGUCGGCCCGCUCACGCUCAAGAACUCCACCGGCCGCACCCCGGUGCUCGACUACGGCGCGCUCGCAAGGAUCCGCUCCGGCGAGAUCACCGUCGUACCGGGCGUCACCCGCUUCGGCAAGGGCUUCGCCGAGCUCGCCGACGGCCGCGUCAUCAGCCUCGACGCCGUCGUCCUCGCCACCGGCUACCGCAGCAAUGUGCCCCAAUGGCUCCAGGGCAACGACUUCUUCAGCAAGGACGGAUACCCCAAGGCAUCGUUCCCCCAUGGAUGGAAGGGAGAGUCAGGGCUGUACGCCGUCGGCUUCACCCGGCGGGGGCUCUCCGGCGCCUCCGCCGACGCCGUGCGCACCGCCAAGGACCUCGGGAAGGCGUGGAAGGAGGAGACAAAGCCGACCAACAAGCCGACGGGAUGCCACCGGAGGUGCAUCUCCGUCAUCUUCUAAGUCGCCGGCGCCGCCCAAUGCAACCCCACUGCUACUGCUACUGCUACCACUAGCAUUAGCAUUAGCAUUAACGCAAAUCCCCUUGGUUAAAUUCGUUGUUAAUUAAGAUUGGUUCUUUCUUUGCUUAAUUAUUAAUUAGAGUUGCUAGGUUAGUGAGAGAAAAAAAUGAUGAUAUAUAUAUGUAGGACACAGCAGUGAGUGAGUGAAAAAUAAAUUAAGGUUAAAAAAAAAAGAAGAAGAAGAGAUGACAAGUGGAGCCCUCUCGUCAGUGGGAAGUGGAGCCCUAGGGGAUUUUUACUGCAGCUAGAGGCGUCUGGUGUACAGAAGAACUGAGCUUGCCAGUUGAUGGAAGAUGUGGCUCUUGUCAUUUGACCUAUUGUUUCUUUGUUUUGUUCUAUAUAUAUAUAAUAUAAUAUGAUCCCUACUAUGUAGUAGUCUUGAUGAAUCUGAUGAUUAGUACUUAGUAGUAAGCAAAGAACCCUCUUAGUUAAUUAGCUAGUUGAUUACUGCCUUCUCAGUGACUGUUCUUUUGUAAUCUUUCCAACUACCUUUUUAGCUCCCUUUGUAUGACAACUCUUUACUUGAGAGUUGAGA